AUGACGGGUUCCUUCGUGGAUCGGGCGACAAGCGAUGCUCUGAUUGGCCCGGAUUGGGCGAUGAACAUGGAGAUCUGCGACAUCCUCAAUCGCGACCCCGGGUUUGGUCACGCUCUUAAUUUCCAUUAAAUUGCAAUUUCCCUUUUGGUUUUGUUCUCUGCUCGUUUCUAGAUUUCGUCGUGUUUGCGAUUUCGAAUAAUUUUUGUAGAGAAAAUCUUCCUGGGACAUUUUGAUUGAGAUCUCUGCCACUUUAACUGAUCUUUUUUCUUUUGCGUUUCAUUAUUUGAUCUCGAUCUAAAUGAAUCUCAUUUUGGAAACGAUAUUUACUACCAUCUUUUUUAAUACCACAAACAGUACGCUGAGGAAUUUUCUAAGUGUAGGGAAGUGCCACUGGCAUUUGUGGUGAUAAAGGAGUAUAAAUAUUUUAAUAAGGUUAUUUUUAAAAAAAAUUGCACCCUUUUCUUUAUACUGACUGUUAAGAGGUUGUAGUCAUAUUUUUUCGAAGUAUCAGAAUGGUCCAUCUCUUCAUAGAGUUACACUUGAGGUAGGAAAAUGAUAGGUUUCACAAAUUUAUCCUAUUUAUAUAUUAGAAAAAAUGUUACACAUGCCUAAUGGCCAGGCAUAGAACAGAAAUAUGAUUCCUUUUGGCGAAAAUUUUAAUGGAAGUUGGGAAAGACACAAAUGGAAAUAAAUUGAGAAAUACAUGGGAAAAAUAUUCCCGCUGUGCAUUUUUGGUUCAUUCAAAUCUUCAUCCUUCUGAGUCCUCAGUAUCGAUAACUGUUCUAUUUCUUACUAUUCUCAAGGUAGCAAUGACACCAGGGAAAUGCUCUGGAUUAUUGAAAGCGGAUCAAUUUAAUGUUUGACUUCAGGCCUUUAUUAUACGAAUAUCUUUUGAGACUAAGAAAAAUGGUUGAUUUAAAAAAAUAUUUAUACUUCAGAAGCUCAUCUUCAAUGCGUCCAAUUAUUACAACAACAAGAAGAAAAUAUUUUGCUUGCGCUAUGGUGAUUUUGUAUGCAUCUAAAUCUUGCAGAAUAGUUGAAUAUGCUGUAUUAAUUAUUAACCAUCAUAAUUUACUCUCUUAAUGUAAAUUUGAAAACAUGUUGAGAAAAGGUUAAGAAUCAUGAUACACAGUCAUUUCCUAUGGUUUUAGGUUCGUCUUCUGUAAAAUCCAUGUUAAGACAGCAACGUGUUGUAUGAUGGAUUUUUUUGCUCGCAUCUAGCUGCUUAUAAAUUGCUUUUAAUUAUCAAGUGUUUUCUGUGACUGGUAGUUUCGACCACUCAGAUACGCAAGUAUACUUGCUUGUCAACCUUGUAUGGGACCUUGGCAUCACCACUGUAGGAUGUUCCUAUCUGGAGUAGGAUUGGCUAAACAAUGGGGAUGAAAUUUUCCAUGGAAUUAUCGUUUAAAAGCCAAUUAUGGAAUACAAGCGAACUUCCAAUGUAUUCCAUAGAUUGUUUAAUCCUGUAGCGAUACUUCAUUAUUUGGUUAUUUUGAAAGUAACAAACAGAUCACAGUUACAUGCCAUAAACUUCUUAUAAGUCUAUUUACCCUCUUGCAAGUCCUUUGUCUUCGGCUUUUGCUUGCUGAUGUUUAAUUUAAAUUUUUCAGGCAAGCGAAGGACGUUGUGAAAGGCAUUAAAAAACGCAUUGGCAGUAAGAAUCCGAAGGUUCAGCUUCUUGCUUUAACUGUAAGUGCCACAAAUUGCUGUAUGAGAAUUUAACCAACCUUUAUGCGCUUAUUCAUCUUUAUAUUGUCAUCACUGUUUUCCUCUUAGAUUUGAAGAGUCUCCUGUCUCAUACCACCAGGAAAAGGAAUCCAAAGCCUUGUUUCUGAUACGGAAUUGGUCAUGAUUAAUGAAAUAUUUAUAUUCUAUUAGUGAAUUACAUAUCGUAUCAGGGUGAAUUGGGUGGAAACCAAAUUGUAUUUAUCAAGCUAACUCGUAAUAGAGUAGUAGAGGUAGGGCUGUCAGAAUGACGGUUUCUACCGGAUUACCAGAAAGGGAAGAGAGAAAAGAGAAAUAAUGUGGGGAUGGGCUCUGAGAGGAUCCCCUGUCUCUCUUAGUCUGGGCCUCGUGUCCCUUAUUCUGUUCCUCGGGGCACCUUAUUCUGGAUCGUUCCCUGAUGAGGCAUGCCAUUCUAAAAUUUAUGGAAGUUACAAUGUCCGACUUUUAUCAUGUGUGAGGUGCUACCAAUGGCCUUGAUGUCUGCAGUGAUCUAAACCAAUUUCUGAAUUACCUUGCCUGUUUAGGUGCUAUAAAACACUAGCUUAUUUGUGUCUAAGCAAUCAUGUUGUUGUUUUCCAUCGUUUUCUUAAUACGAGCAUUUAAAAGAAGAAUUGAUGAUUGAUGCUGCUUAUUUAUUUGUUAUUCUAUUUCCAUUCUUCAGCUGCUUGAGACAGUGAUAAAGAACUGUGGAGACAUAGUCCAUAUGCAUGUUGCGGAGAAAGAUAUCUUGCAUGAGAUGGUGAAGAUUGUGAAAAAGAAGGUUCUCAUGUCCUUCUCAUGUCCUUCUCAGAUGUCGAAACCAUCAAACCUCUCUUCAAUCUCCUAAAGAUGUUUUCCAUCAUCUCGCUCUUAUUGUUGUGUUUGCAGCCCGAUUUUCGUGUCAAAGAGAAAAUACUUGUUCUAAUCGACACGUGGCAAGAAGCGUUUGGUGGGCCUAGGGCAAGAUAUCCCCAGUAUUAUGCUGCAUACCAAGAAUUAUUGGUAGGCAUCAGGAUUCUGCUAUAAAGAUAUUCUAUAUUUAAUGAUCUAUGGACAGAGUUCCAUUGAUGUGUAUGAGUAAAUUCAACUCUCCAAUGCUGUGUAGUGUACUUUGCUUUACUAACUUUUGGGUACCGUAAUUAUUUUUCUGGAAUAUUUGAAGAAUCUUGGAAUGGAUGCAAGGACGUUAACAUUUUUGCUGUCCCCACUUAUGAGGCUUAUAUUUUCAUAUUCAUCUCAUAAGUCUUUAUAAUUCAGAAUUGAUAUCAACCCUACUAUCUAUUACAUUUCUUUCAAAUUGAGCUUUUCCUCUGAUUUCAUGCCCAUCGUAAGAUUAUCUUUUCUGAAUAAUAUUUACGCAAAUGUUUCCUUUGGUAAAAAUAUCUUAACUCCUGGCAUUCUACCAUCUAUUUUUAUUUUUUAGAGCUUUUAUGAUCGUGCUUCUGACAGCUUAGUUGGUUCUCUUAUUGAUAUGUUGCAUCUUUUACAAAUCUGCCAUCAAGUGCGCUGUGUGAUGUUUAUGAGGCCCACCUGUGAUGAUGCGACCCUAUAGGUUGGCAAUUGUCCACUAUAUGUUUUCUCUUUUACAAAUCUGCUGCCAAGAGCUCUCUAUGAAUGAAUAUGAGGCCAGUCUAAAAUCUGCCAAUUUCAGUCCUUUGUUUUGCAUCAUGUACUAGUUUGAUAUACGACGUGAUGCCUGGCACUUUUAUUCCCUGUUGUCCUUUCCACAAUCCAUAUCAAUCAUUUCUUAUCGUUUGUCUCUGUUCGUCUCUCCACUGUCCUCUGUUAGUCAUCUGUCCCUGUGCAAUUCCUCGCUCUAGACUGUCAUUUAAUCAUUCAUGUUCUAUUUUCCAUUCGGUGUCUAUAGAGCUUAAUGGCACACUGUGUAGGAGUUUGUCUGUGAGGUCAUAGCUGACCAGAAAUUAUUGCUUAAAUCCCUGGAAUUUUAUUUAUAAUCCCCUGUGCUGACCAUAUUGAUUAAUAUACCUCCGGUUAUUAACGUUUGGUCUCAUGGAUGAAUAUUUCGAUAAGUUUAAUGUUUUGAUUAUCUUUUACUGUGUGGACGGGCCUUCUGUCAUAUCUGAGAUCCAGCUAUAAACCUGCUAAUUUAUGAAUUUAGUGUUUUUUCAUGACAUGUAUGAAUCAGCAGAUCCUUUGUUGUCCUUUGUUCUGAUGUUAUUUUUUCACAAAUGAUUAUAGUUGGAAAGCAAAUACUUAAUUACCUUUGUCUUAAUCGUUCUUCUUUUGUUGUCAGCGUAUUGGAGCAGUUUUUCCUCAGAGACCUGAGAGGUCUGCACCCAUAUUUACUCCUCCCCAGACACAGCCCUUGACAUCUUAUCCUGCAUCUUUACGUGGUCCUGAUUAUCAACAAGAGACUGAUAUUUCUGCUCCUCCAGAUCUUCCUAUGCUGAGGUAUAUUAUGCAUCUUCAAAAAAAAAAAUUCUAAGGAAUGAAGUCGGUAUUCCUAUUAGAUAUAUUUCAUGUCAGAAUUAUAGGCACUAAUUUUUUCAUCUUUUUUGUUCGUUUACCACUGCUCAUGUGAUGAUGAUUUACCAAGUUUCGCUGAAAGUGAAAGCAUAGAAUAUGCCAUUAGUAUAUAAAUGAUUCAUAUUCGCCAAAUUAUCUGCUUCCGUUGAUUGAUUAUUUUUUCUUUUUAAUGUGCUCUGGUUUUAUAUGUUAAUAUCAGAUUUGAAACUUAAGAUUUCAGUGUUAUCAAACACCUUCUCAAUGUCUAGACCAGCCAUUAGUUUUUCCUCCUAAUUUGUGGGCAUUGUGCUUUAUGAACCUGAAAAUUAAGGAAGGAACUCGCGAGUGUACCAGUAGAUUUUUCUGCCAAUUAAGAAUCAACUGCCUUUACCUUGAAAAGCAUGUGAGAGCACUAAGGGAAAUGAUACUCUUCAAUAGUAAAGUGAUUGAUCACAUUCUAAUCCAUGGAAAUGGCGAAAAUUUAUUAGCAUUCUGUAGAUACUCAUGUAUCCAAACAGCUUGAUCCCAUUUUCUCAAUUUAUUAUUGUACUCUUCUUACGAUUUCAACAGCAGAAAAUGAUAUUUUUUAUCACAUCAGGAGACGUGGGGCUUCUUAGGGAUUAGUAAAAGCCAAUUCGGGUCUAUAUACGUUCUAGAAUCUGUAUGCUCCGGGAUAUAAAUACCGUCUCAUAUGUUUAUUUGCUUGUCAUUCGGAAUUUAAUCAUAUUUUCUUUCUUCAGCAUGACAGAAAUACAGAAUGCACGUGAUCUCAUGGAAGUUUUUUCAGAAAUGCUUAGUGCAUUGGAUCCUGGGAACAAGGAGGUAUCUUUAUCAGAUCUCUUUUCUUUUCUUUUUGAAACAAGCACAUCUUCCCUUGUGGGGUUUUUCUCUAGAUAACGUGGUGAUAAGGAUCUCGGAUUCGGGAUCUGCUUUUGAUACGUUACUCUGCACAACUCCGUCAAAGAAUUUUAAUCCUGUUACGUACAUUUAUUUAUUUUUUGAAUCGCCCUCUAUUUUGUUUAGUUAGACGACCUUUGUCACUGUCUUUCUGGCUAUACCCAAUUGGUACUUGUUACUGACGUGCUUUUUUGUAUGGUUUUGCUGUAAUUCCUGACACUUGGAUAUUCUGAUUUGCAGGGACUCAAACAGGAGGUCAUUGUUGAUCUUGUCGGGCAGUGCCGUUCAUACAAGCAGCGAGUGGUCCAUCUUGUGAACACAACUUCGUAAGGCUUAUUGGGAUUACUCUUUAUGACAAGGAAUCCUUGAGUCCUUUUUAUGGCAUAGUAGGAACCUUUCUUUCGAAGGGGCUGAACAUGCUUUGCGAGAAAGCCUAAGCGACCCCUUUAAGCUUACUCGGCUCGUUUUUUAUAAUGGCCUUACUUUCAUCCCUAUAUAUUUGCUCUUCAAAUAUUAUCCGCUUCAUUCUCUCUUUGUACCGAUUCUGAUUCCCUGCACUUUUCUUUUUUUGACAAGCUCAAACUUUAGCAUUCUUGACUUGCAUGCCGUAAUGACAUCAAUGGUUAUUAUGCUUAUAUUCUAAUGCUUGGGUUUAAAAACUUGGUAAUUCACUGCUUCGAAUGCCUUUCUGUGUAGGCAUUGCCCCCCUUCUUGAAUGGUUUUGACCGUAGCCUUUUGUUGAAUUUGAAAAUAAAUCUUGAAUGGUUUUGUCCCCCGUUCUUCAACACCCAUAGUGUUGAAGAUUACAGCACACCAUUAGCUGAGAAUUCAUUGGCCAUCGUUCCAUAGUUCCAUAUCAUUAUUCUCACUCUUUGCUGCCAACGCCACAAACUUACCCACUAUCAUUUGGCGAUUCAUGCAUUCUUUAUUCCCCAAAAUCCAGUGUUGCAUUACAUGCACAGUAUAACCUCAUUUUGUUUGUAAAUGCUGUUGAAUCGGAGGCGAUUUUCCUAUGGGUGUUGAUGUUUCGUUUUAACUUGAUCGGUUAUGGUUGCAAUUGCCAGGGAUGAGGAACUCCUCAAUCUAGGACUUUCACUCAACGAUGAUUUGCAGCGUGUACUUGCCAAGCACGAUGCGAUUGCUGCGGGAAUUGCUGUUCGGGUGGAUAAACCAAAACCUAGCCAGGCCCUCGUUGAAGUUGGAGAUAAUCAAACUACUACUCAGCCAGGCCAGAGGUAAUUCAUCUCAUAACAUCUCCUGUCAGUUAUAGUUUGGAAAAAAAGAAAAUAUUCCGUGGAUUAAACAAGAAGAGAGCACUGUCACCCUGUAUUCAACAUACAUUUCAGUCCUGGCAUCAAAUGUUGAAUUCACUACUGAAUUAUCAUGCCAAAAAAUGAUUUCUUCGUUGGAUUUUAUCUCUGAGAAGAAGAAAACCCGGGGUUCCUUUUUUUUAGUUUCAAGGAUUGAAGAUGUUGUGUUGGUGGCUAUAUUGAAUGAAAUAAAUCUCUGUAUAUUUUUUUCUCAUGCAGAUCUACUGGAGGUGCUAGCACCAGUAACGAACCUCUGCUUCAGCAGUUAUCACUUCCCGCUCCACCAUCAUCCAACGGCACAGCUACUCCAGCUGCUCGAGUUGAUCCUCACAUGGACCUUCUAAGUGGUGACAGUUACAACACACCGGCAGCUGAGAAUCCACUGGCCCUUGUUCCAGUCAGCACGACUCCAGCUAGCUCCAUCUCUGAUCAGAACAUUCUGGCUCUUUCAGAUAUGUUUGCCGCAAGUACUAACUCGAGUAGCAACCAAAAUGGUUCUCUAGAUUCUCACUCGUUACAGCAAUUACAACAGACUUACGCCCCUGCACCCGAGUUCCAGCCACAGCAGCAGCUGACACUAGUGCCAUCUCCAUCUCCACCCCAACAGCCCCCCUAUUAUUCCAAUGGAGAUCCGGCAAACAUGAAUUUUCCUCGGUACGAACAGAAGCCCCAUAUCCCUGGAGCUCAGCUGAACAAUUUGAACGCUUCAUGGAAUGUCCAGUCCGCGCAGAACUUCAAUCCCAAUCAGCAGGAGCUUGCUUACGGUAACAUUACGAUAACUGUUCUGCUCUACUCUACUAGUUUAUCAUGUCAGUGCCCUUAAAUGUGUUCUCGUUCUGUAUUUCCUGGAUGGGUAGAUGGUAGACUCUUCUUUCUAAUCUUUAAAAUGUUUUCCCUUAUAUAGAAUUGCGGUCUUGUUCUUUGAUUUGUUUUAGAGAUGAUCUCCUUUCAACGUAUCCAGAAAUUAACUUUCUUUAUGUUCCCCUCAUUGCACAUAACUUCAACAUCCAUCCACAAUAUUUGUUUCACAAGUUUCAGCCAUGAGAGAUUACAUGGAUCUAUGAUGAGGAAGGACGUUGGCUGGCCCAGCGUUCUGGGCCACCCACCUCCAUCCUCUUUCAUGCAGGAAACCAGUCAAUUGCUGGUUCUUGUCUUUGAAUCAGUUUGCCACGAGUGAAGCUAUAAUAUUUUCUUUUUAGUUCACGUUUCUCUUGACUUUUCAUAAAAUAGAAUCCAUGUGAGUGCAACAUUCUAGAGCGUUUUCCAUCUCUGGCGGGGGCCAUGUAAGUUGCCCAUCGUACCGCUGAUCGUUGUCCCCUCGAGAACAGCUUUUCUGUGAACUGAGAUACCCCUACUUGUGCAAUGAUCUGCAAUUUCAAUCCAUGUUCAAUAGUGGAAAUUAUUACUAAAUUUCUGCCAUAAUUUCUUUCCUUCAUUAUUUCGUUUCUGGAUCUUGUCGAAUGUUGUGAAUCCCACUGAGUGAUGCAGUCUUUAAAUGAUGCAGGAUCAAAUGAUCAACAUGGAGCUCUUCCUCCCCCGCCCUGGGAAGCUCAGCCAGCACAAAACGGCCAACCCCUGCCUUCACAACCCCAGCCGCCGGCCCCGGGCUUCCAGACGGGUCACCCUCAGGCAAUGCAGCCCACCAUGAGCCCCCCGCAGAUGCCGAUGCAGAUGCAGAUGCCGAUGCCGAUGCCGAUGCCGAUGCCGAUGCAGAUGCCAAUGCCGAUGCCGAUGCAGAGUGGGCAGCAGCAGCCGAGCUUCUAUGCCGGCCCGAUGCCGGCAGUGCAGCCCUCGCCCAUGCAGCAAUUCCAGGUGGCCAUGCAGGCCGCCGCCCACCACCCAGGCGGCUAUGGGUACGCCCCGCCGCCCGAAAUGCAGUACUAUGAUCCGAGGAUGGCCUACGCCGCCUACGGGAACCCCAGCGAGAUGGCCGGCAGGAUGUACGGGCUCUCCAUGCACGACCCCGGCGGCCAGAUGAACCCGGGCGCCGCCUAUCAGACGCCCUCGCCGUCACUCUCACUCCAGCAGCCGAGCAGGCCGGCCAGGCCAGAGGACAAGCUCUUCGGUGACCUUGUCAGCAUGGCCAAGUCGAAGCAGAACAAGCCCGCUGCAAGUGAAGUAGGGAGCGCGUAA
This is a messenger RNA of Spirodela intermedia, 8510 nucleotides long. The record is from the annotation of a GenBank genome assembly. NCBI's taxonomy places the organism in Eukaryota, Viridiplantae, Streptophyta, Magnoliopsida, Alismatales, Araceae.